CUCUCAGCCAGACCUUGAUCUCUACAUCUGGACUGCACUCAGGUCAGGGCUGGGGUUAGGCCCUGAGUCUGUCUAUGAAGGGGCUGGGGACGGGUUGAUUUCCUCUCUGCAGAAGGAAGUCACAUAUGUUAUCUGUGGCUAAACCUUUUCAGAUCCUCGUGAUCCUAGACUGGAUGCAGCUUUCCCCAGGUUGGGGGCAGGUGGGACCGACCUUCUGUCUGCAGGGCUGAGAGACCUGUGACCCAAAUGCCAGCUUGAGAAUUUGGUGGUAUCAUCAGUCUGCCGGCUCUUGCUUCAGAAUGCUAUGGAUUUCCCAACUAAGUUGUGUGCCAAACACAGGGAGGCCCUGAAGCUUCUUUGUCAGGAGGAUCAGAGAUGUAUUUGCAUGGUGUGUCAUGCCAUCCAGCUUCAUACCCCUCAUCGUCUGCCCAGGGAUGAAGCUGUCCAGGACCGCCUGGAUAAAUUGUCAACUCAGCUGACAUUCCUGAAGACAGAGAAGGAAGAGGCCCUGGAGACAAAGCUGAGUGGGGAACAGGAGAUCCAGGGGAUGCUGAACCUAGUCAGUGUGGAGAUGCAAAAGGUGGCAAAUAACUUCAAUAAAAUGCAAGAGUUUCUGAAAGACCAGGAGAAAUCCCUGGUGCUCCAGAUGGAAGAGCUGAACAGGGACAUUACUGAAUGGAAGGAACAAUUCACAACCCAGCUUUCUAAAAAGGUGUCAUACCUCAGUAAUCUCAUGGCUGAACUGGAAGAGCAGCACUGGAAUCCAGUACUGAAGUUACCAGAGGACACUGGAAACCUGUUACACAGAGCUGAGAUGCCAAUGGUCAAAAACUUCAAGCCUGUGCUUCCAGAACUGAGAGACAGAAUCCAACACCUCUGUGGGAAGAGCUGGGUCCUGCAGAGGAGUAUGAAGCGAUUCACAGAGUGUCUUCAGUCAGAACUGGAGAAAAGGAAAGUGGUGCUGACUCUUGACCCAGACACAGCCAACCCUCAUCUGUUCAUCUCUCCGGAUCAGAAGACCGUGUCCUUCAGGGAAUCCCCACAGAAGUUACCCUACAGCGCUGAGAGAUUUGACUCCCAUUUCUGUGUGCUGGGGCAGGAAGCCUUCAGCUCCGGGAAGCAUUGCUGGGAGGUGUGUGUGGGAGUGGGCUCAAUGGAAGGCUGGGCUGUUGGGGUCUCCAGGGCCUCUGGGAGAAGGAAAGGGGAAGUCAGUUUUGUCCCCUCAGAAGGAAUCUGGGCUAUCCAAAUGUUGAAGGGGUGUUAUGAAGCUCUCACUUCCCCAGAAACUCCACUGACUCUACACAGCCCACCUGAGAGACUGGAGGUCUCUCUGGAUUAUGAAAGGGGAAGCCUAACCUUUUCAGAUGCAGAGACAGGAACUCUCAUCUUUGCUUUCUCAGUGGAUUUCUGUGGGGAGAUUCUCCCCUUCUUUUGGCUAUGGGGUCAAGGAGCCCAGCUCACUGUGAUUCCUUGACUUCUAGGGAAUCCUUUUUUCACUGGGCUCCAGUUUUCUUAUCUGUGAAAUGAGGAAUAUGUGUGCAGGAGGGCAGAGGCUGACCUUUUCUUAUUUUACCAGUCCAAGUCAGCUCUCUAUGGAGAGAGCAGGUACCUAUAAACUGCAUCUAUAAAUACCAACCAGAGGGGUUUCCUCUACAUACUUUCAGUCUUCCUGAUCCCUUCAUUUCUCUAUAUUUUCUGAUAUUCAUUUGCCAUUUAACAUGCCCAUUUUUAAACGACUUCAUCAUUAAAUUUCAAAGAUUUUGAACUGGAAGUAACCUUAUAGGUUAUUUAGAAUAGGAAUUCUUAGGCUUUUUUGUCUCAUCUCCCCUUUUGGCAGUCUAUUGAAGCCCAUGAACUCAUUUUCAAAAAUGAUAUUUUUAAAUGCAUAAAAUAAAAUAAAUAGGAUUAUGAAAUUAUAUUGAAAUAAAGAUAUGUUUGUUUUCUUAUGAAAGUUCACAGAUUCCCUGAAAUCUUUCCAUGAACCCCAGGUUAAGAACUUCUAAUCUAGAUUGACUCAUCAUGUUACAGAUGAAGAAUUGGAGCCUUAACAAGUUUCUCUCUUACCCAAGAUCACAUAGGUGACAAGUGGUAGAGUCACACUUCUGAUAACAAAUUAAGAUUUCUUUUCACUUAAGAUGUUGAAGAUAGAGAAUAAUUUUUUUUGGGGGAAAGGAAAUGAAUAUCCAGAUAAAAUCUUUGGGGCUUGACCUCUGCCUUGGUAGAUAAUGAACUACAUAGAAGAAAGCAGGGGUAAAGGAGAAAAUGAGUGUGUGUGUGUGUGUGUGUGUGUGUGUAUGUUUCCCUCUUGAUUUUGGGAGAAGCAAACUCCCUGGUCUGAUUCCUGAAUUUCAUAGAGACUAACAGUUGCUGCAAAGAGUUAUUCCUGUUCUAGGAACUAAAAUGAAGGAGAGAGAUGGAUCGAGGAUUUCGUUGGAUUGAAAGAAAAGCCUUUGGUUUUCUCAUGGUUUCUUUUUGGAUGCUUCCUCUAACUCUCAGGUGUGGGGAAGGGGGGCUGGUCAGUCCAUUGUGGUCUUGAGUUUUAGUUUCCCAGAGAGGGGAACUCUUGGUUGCUAGCAUUUUCCUUUCUUGGACACCCCUUUACAUGAUCUAAGUCUCUGGACCUGGAGGAAGCCAUAGUUUGAGUGAUCCAAGCCUGUGGUGCAGAGAGCAACCCAGGAAUUUGGCUUCAGCAUCAUCCUCUUUUUAUACUCCAUGCUAUGGAGUUAACUGGUGUUAUUUGGUAGUACCAUGGGCUGUGGAUCCAUCUUGGAUUCUAUUGCCCUCUAGUGAGCAAAUAUUCAUAUAAUAAUUUUUGUUUGUUUUGUUUUUUGCAAUUAUUCUGCCAAGCUAGAAUGGAAGGAUUCUGGGGCAGAUCUAACACUACAAAGAUUUUAGAACUCUAGAGGCUAUUUAUUCAUCUAGUUUCUCAUUUUAUGUAGAGAAGAUCUGAGAUUAGAAAAGAAUAACUCGUUAAAGAUGGAAUGAUCCAAAAAGUUUCUUGUAAUUAUAUCAAAUGAUAUGUUGAUAAAUGUUUAACAACUCACUCCCCCUUUUCCUCUACUCCAAAAGAUCCUAGGAGAAACCUAGGAAUUAUGAAGCAAUGAAGGAAAACUAACCUAAAGCUUAAGCCAAUAAAUAAGAAAUGAGGCAGGAGAAGAGGUAGUAUAAUUUGUAAUCAUUAAUGUUAGUGAUUGAGAGUAGUAGCCAUCCCCGACUAACUUUGAGGUUCAGAGGUAGGCCUUUAAUUGACUUUAUUAGUUAUGAUAUCUAUAGUUAUCUUCAAACACCCCCACCUCCCUAUGUACUCUUAAAAAUUUUUUUUAUUAUAGCUUUUUAUUU
Molecule: messenger RNA, 3339 nt
Organism: Sarcophilus harrisii (Tasmanian devil)
Lineage: Eukaryota; Metazoa; Chordata; Mammalia; Dasyuromorphia; Dasyuridae
Product: E3 ubiquitin-protein ligase TRIM7
Exons: 7
Coding region: 305-1474 (389 amino acids)
Molecular function (GO): zinc ion binding; protein binding
Source: RefSeq, a predicted model, not a curated record